UGCAGCUUCUUUGUUGCGUCCUGGAACCACUGUAGCAUUCGGGUUUAGCUGACUAUUCUUUCUGCAUUUUAUAUUCUUCCUAGUUUCGUUGUGUUUGUGGCCAAUCAUACUUCUUUGAUCGAUUUCAUCAUAUUAGAACAGAUGAUUGCAUUUGCUAUCAUUCUGCAGAAGCAACCUGGAUGGGUUGGUAAGUAGUACUGCAGACGCUAGCCCUAGCGCUAAAAAGGUUCAAGCAGGUCUUGAAAAGGUUGUAUGGGACGGAUAUUUGAAGCUCUCUCGCCCUAGCCCUAGGCAUAGAGAGCGAAAGUAAGACAAACCUAUGCUAUUCCUUUACCCCUUUUCCUGGUUAUGAUAACAUCUCAUAUCUUUGGAACUUCAUUUGUGGUUUAUGUAGAUGGCAAUCACUAAUAUUGAAUUUUCCCACCAUGUGUAAUACUUUUAAGUACAUAAACGCAUGGGGCAUCUUAAAUGGUAGCUGCAGCUAUGGGUUCAUGCUCAGUAGCUUGUGGUCUUGUUUUUAAUACCACAAAGAUAUAGCUUUUGAUGUCAAGGCAUCAACAAAUUCCCAUCUAAAGCAAUUUAUCCAUUCGCUUGCAACUAGGUCCCUUGUCCCUGUUAACUUACCCUUUAACAGGAUUUUCUAGUCCUUGACUUACACAAGAUAGGGACAUCAAUUUUGAGUAACUUUUGUGUAUAAUAAGAUUAUAUUGUUAGAUUUUUUAUUUGUUUUGACUAUUACAUUUGUGAUUCUGUCAUUUUAUUUCUUUAAUGUGAAUUGAGCUGCCAAGUAUCCAACACUUAAAGUCUUGGCUGAUUUUAUACAAGCUGUUCAUUUUUUACUUUAUGCUUGGAAUCGCUGAUCUGGCUUCUGGAACUAAGAAUAGUAAUCUAAAUGGGUCAUUUCCCACUUGCAGACAACAAUGCUUUAUUGAAUCCGUUCUUUGGUGACCGGAAGAAAACUGAUAACCAUAAUGUACAUUUGUUUAGUUUGUUAGUUGUCUUUAUCAUGAUAAUGAGGCAUGUCUGCACCACUUGAUUCUCAUUUAUGGGAUGCUGAUUUUAUUAAUAUUAGAAUUAGUUGGUUUGGCUGUCCAUAUUGAAAACAAGAGCCUCUUAAAAAUUUGCAUUGUACUAGUUUCAGGUUUGAGGUUUCUUUUCAAAUAGAAUAAGAAAGGUAUCUUACAAUUUUUGUUUAGAACUCCGGUCUUUGUUUCUGGACUUCAUCUGGUUGAUCCUUGGAAUGGUUAUUGUAGCUAUUUUUUUUUCAACUUUAUUUUUUAAUGGCACUAAUCAAUUGAUGAUUUAAUCAUAGUUACUUCAAAAUUUAUUGUUUGGCCUCGAUGCAUGAUAUAUAGCUAGAAUCAGAAUGAACGAGUUGACUGGUUAGCUGACGACAAUGGCGUAAAGACUCCGCUGGUCUGCCCCACUUACAUCUUUUUCCGAUAUACAUAAAAUAACGAUUUGAAAGCUGCACGACAAUAAAGAAAACCAAUCUAAGAAAAGUUCGUCAUUCACAUGUUUGGAUCAAUCUCUCUGUUUGUAUCAAUUAUUCAUUUAAAAUAUGCAACCGUUGAAGUCAAUUAGCCAUUUUGGUUUCUUGUUGGAGCACUGGUGGUUGUGGUAUUUGUCUUGAUGAGAAAAUUGUGGUCAUUUUGGCCCCAUUAUCCUGCAAAUGAUGCCGGGAUUGACUCAAAUCAUUCGUCAACCAUUCAGAUUUAUCUUCUCCUUAAAAUAAAACAAGUAGACUCCUAUAAUUCAGAACCCGGAAUUCAAUCAUCGUUCAUCAAUUAUGACAGAUAAGAAAACCCAAGUUGCAGAAGAAGGUAGAAUCUAAAACAGUAAUAGAACAAGUUUUCAUCCAAGGCAAAGCUCACAUUCACACAAUUGCUAUAUGUGAACGCGGAGAAGACAAAAUUUGCCUCAAACGUGUCCAACCAAAACAAGACUAAUAAUACUCAAAUGUCUGGCAGUCAAAAUACUCAAAUGUCUCCUUUAAAACUCAAACCAGAUCCCAACAUUUUCUUCUCUCCCACACCUCCGUUUUUCCACACUUCCAGCUUCCCUCCUGAUGCAAAGCAACCCUGCCUAACCUAACUGACCCCACUAACAAAGAACAAGAAGAAGCUGCAAAAAGAAAGAAACAUGGGUUUUGCUAAACUGUUUUUUCUCCUACCAGUUUUGCUCUCAGUUCUCACCCUGGAGUACAGCGCUGCUCAAGGCUUCAAAUGUAGCUCUCCAAAAACAUGUCGUGCCGUGGUUGGCUACAUCACUGUCAACAACACCAACAUCAGCGCCAUUCAAUCUCUUUUCAACGUCAAGCGCCUCAGGAGUCUCCUCGGAGCCAACAACUUGCCUCUUAACACUCGACGCAACCACACCAUACCUGCAGAACAAGUCAUCAGAGUCCCCAUCAAUUGUGUUUGCUACAACAACACUGGAACUUCCAACGAUGGCACUAUCUACACGGUUCAGCCAGACGACGGUCUAUACCACAUAGCAGCUGAGGUAUUCUCGCGGUUAGUACUGUACCCGCAAAUUGCAGCACUCAAUGGGAUUCCAAAUCCGAAUGUGAUAGCGAUAGGGCAGAAGCUGAAAAUCCCGUUGCCCUGUAGCUGUGAUGACGUCGGCGGCGAGAAAGUGGUGCAUUACGCACAGGUCGUGCAGUCAGAGAGUACUUUGGGGGAGAUUGCUCAGGAGUUUGGAACUAACGAGUCGACUCUGGCUAGGAUUAAUGGGAUCAAAGCUGAAAAAGACUCAAUAGCUGGCCAACUGAUUGACGUUCCCCUCAGAGCCUGUGACUCAUCAGUGGGAGAUGACUCGUUGGACUACCCUUUGCUUGCUGCUAAUGGCACAUACGUCUUCACUGCAAAUGGUUGUGUGAGAUGCACGUGUGAUGCUGCUAACAACUGGACAUUACACUGUGAAGCAUCCCGGAAUAAACCAUCCAAGUGGGAUGCAUGCCCAUCUAUGCAAUGUGAAGGUUCAGCAGGUUUAUCCCUUGGCGAUAGUACCCCCUCGGGUUGCAAUAGAUCCACAUGUUUCUAUACUGGCUUUAACAACGCAACCAUCUUCACACAACUUGUUCAGGACUCCUCUUGUUCAACAUCCUCUCCGAGCAAUGAUGUUUCAAGAAUCAGUUUGAAUUGGGACUUUCUUUUCCUCUUGGUCUUGCUUUGUUUCCCUCUAUUCCAGUAAAAUGUUAUUACUCUCAACAGGGUCCCUGUCCAUCAACCUCUAUUUUGCGGUAUGAAAAACCGGGAGUUGAAUUUUGCAAUGUAAAAGAUGUUUCUUUUUUAUGAUACUGUAUCAGAAAUUAUUGAAUUGGUCAAGGCAAAUUCGAUGUGGUGGUGAAUAAACUCUUUCACAGUUCCCUCGAAGAGUCAUCUUACAUUUUGGGCUACGUAAACCAUGGAAUAAAAUUCAAAACGGAGUGUCUUAAA
This is a messenger RNA of Durio zibethinus, 3440 nucleotides long. Lineage: Eukaryota; Viridiplantae; Streptophyta; Magnoliopsida; Malvales; Malvaceae. The record is from RefSeq and is a predicted model, not a curated record.